CCCUCGUUGAUUCCCCCAAACCCUAACGAACGCCCUUUUCAAAUCGCAGCGACUUGAGGCGGAGAGAAGAGAAAACUAGCAACCAUGGCGAAAUCAAUGAGAUCGAAGAAAGAAAAGAGAUUGAGGGCCAUUAGAAGAGAGAUGGUCGAGCCGUUGUACGAGAAGAAAGAAGAAGCAAAAUACGCCGCUCUUGAAGCUGCACUCAACGCACCAAAACUCCCUGUUCGUACUCGGCCGGACGAAUCAACCUCUAUGGAUGCCGCCGCCGUCACCACCACGACCUCCAACGCCGAUAUGGCAGAUGUGGAGAUGGAUGAAGGCAAGCAAAGUACAAAAUCCUUGAAACCAAUUGGUAGGAGGAUGAAAAAGAAAUUGAAGCUGAGCAAAAAGAAGUAUCGUGGUAAGGGAAAGAUAAGGAAGAAGAAUGUUUAGUGAAAAAACAUGUUAUCACAAUUCACAAUUCCAAAUACUUUAUCAGUUAUGACAAAUCACUGAUAGUUUGUCCUUACUUUGAACCACAAGCGGGAGAUUAGUAGAAAUCUUUACAUUAGUUGAGUUUUGUUGUAUGAAUAUUUUUUUUCUAUGGCUCAUGAUCUUGAUAAUUUGUUUA
Molecule: messenger RNA, 610 nt
Organism: Lactuca sativa (garden lettuce)
Lineage: Eukaryota; Viridiplantae; Streptophyta; Magnoliopsida; Asterales; Asteraceae
Source: RefSeq, a predicted model, not a curated record